This is a messenger RNA of Microthlaspi erraticum, 504 nucleotides long. The record is from the annotation of a GenBank genome assembly. Lineage: Eukaryota; Viridiplantae; Streptophyta; Magnoliopsida; Brassicales; Brassicaceae.
AUGGCGACGAGCAAAUGCUACUAUCCACGGCCAAGCCACCGUUUCUUCACCAGCGAGCAACAAGUCACUUCCGCUUCUGAUUUCGAGCUCGACGAGUGGGAUCUUUACAACACCGGUUCGGAUUCCACUUCAAGUUUCAGCUUCGGCGACCUUACCAUCAGCUCUGGUCGAACCGGAGCUAACCGGAAAAGUCGUACCGGUUCAGUUUCUGAUAAAUUUAGUGGAACCGCGGCGUCUUCGCUUCCGGUCAACGUGCCGGAUUGGUCGAAGAUUCUUGGGGAAGAGAGUCGACGACGGAGGCAGGUUUCAAAUGAGGAAGUCGUGGACGGAGAGGAAACUGUUGCAUGUGGCGGAGGAACACGGCGUGUGCCGCCGCACGAAUUGCUUGCUAGUCGGAGGAUGGCGUCGUUUUCGGUUCACGAAGGUGCUGGGAGGACGCUGAAAGGAAGAGAUUUGAGUAGGGUGCGAAAUACUAUUUUUAAAAUUACUGGGUUCGAAGACUAA